AUGGGUAUUGAUAUCAACCACAGAUACGAUCGUAAGGUUCGCAGAACCGAGCCGAAAUCUCAGGAUGUUUACCUGCGUUUGCUCGUCAAGCUGUACCGCUUCCUCCAGCGCCGUACGAUCAAGAAGUUCAACCGCAUCAUCCUGAAGCGUUUGUUUAUGAGAAAGAUCAAUCGGCCACCACUAUCUCUGCAGCGCAUCGCACGUUUCUUCAAGGCUGCCAACCAGCCCGAGUCCACCGUUGUGGUUGUCGGCACAGUCACCGAUGAUGCCCGUCUGUUGGUUCCUAAGCUGACCCUGUGCGCCCUGCACGUUACCCAGACGGCUAGGGAGCGCAUCCUGAAGGCUGGCGGCGAGGUCCUGACCUUCGACCAGUUGGCCCUGAAGUCGCCUACCGGCAAGAACACCAUGCUGCUGCAGGGUAAGCGCACUGCUCGCACCGCCUGCAAGCACUUCGGCAAGACUCCUGGUGUGCCCCACUCGCAUACACGCCCCUAUGUCCGCUCCAAGGGACGCAAGUUCGAGCGUGCUCGUGGUCGUCGCUCCAGCUGCGGUUACAAGAAGUAAGCAACUACAUCG
Molecule: messenger RNA, 576 nt
Organism: Drosophila persimilis
Lineage: Eukaryota; Metazoa; Arthropoda; Insecta; Diptera; Drosophilidae
Product: 60S ribosomal protein L18-like
Exons: 1
Coding region: 1-564 (187 amino acids)
Biological process (GO): translation
Cellular component (GO): cytosolic large ribosomal subunit; ribosome
Molecular function (GO): structural constituent of ribosome; RNA binding
Source: RefSeq, a predicted model, not a curated record